This is a messenger RNA of Seriola dumerili (greater amberjack), 1367 nucleotides long. RefSeq names its product forkhead box F2 (gene foxf2). Gene Ontology annotation, molecular function: DNA-binding transcription factor activity, RNA polymerase II-specific; RNA polymerase II cis-regulatory region sequence-specific DNA binding. Gene Ontology annotation, biological process: animal organ morphogenesis; regulation of transcription by RNA polymerase II. Gene Ontology annotation, cellular component: nucleus. NCBI's taxonomy places the organism in Eukaryota, Metazoa, Chordata, Actinopteri, Carangiformes, Carangidae. The transcript has 2 exons. The record is from RefSeq and is a predicted model, not a curated record. The coding region runs from base 139 to 1287 and encodes 382 amino acids.
UUGUGAGGACCACUGGCGGUGUAACGCUCACUUACAGGGACAUUGAUCCACUGGGUCGACAUAUUUCUCUUCUCAGACAUCUCGCAGCUCGGCUUUUCUCCCUCCCUCUCUCCUCUCUACGCCAGUCGUACGUCAGACAUGACGACCGAGACCCCUCAGCAGCAGCUGGACCCUCCGCCUCCUCUGAGAUCCAGCCCGGCGUCCGGCGUCCUGCACCCCGCCAUGCUGAGCCCACAAGCCGCCACAGAAAGUUCGUCCACCGCCGUCAAAGGAAAAAAGACGAGCUCCGGUUUAAGGCGACCGGAAAAGCCGCCGUACUCCUACAUUGCUCUCAUCGUUAUGGCCAUUCAGAGCUCCCCCACCAAACGACUGACACUCAGUGAGAUCUACCAGUUUCUCCAGGCUCGCUUCCCUUUCUUCAGGGGCUCAUAUCAGGGCUGGAAGAACUCAGUGCGACAUAAUCUUUCGCUCAACGAGUGCUUCAUCAAGCUGCCCAAAGGGCUGGGCAGGCCGGGGAAAGGCCACUACUGGACCAUCGACCCGGGCAGCGAGUUCAUGUUCGAGGAGGGCUCAUUUCGUCGCAGACCCAGAGGCUUCAGAAGAAAAUGUCAAGCCCUGAAGCCCAUGUACCGGAUGAUGAACGGGAUAGGCUUCGGCACAUCCAUUCUCCCGCAGAGUUUUGAUUUCCAGGCUCCAUCCGCGACCCUCGCCUGUCACAGCAACAGCUACAACUUGGACAUGAUGAGCAAUUCAAUGGCCGGGGGGUACGACGGGCUCAGCGGCGGCCACCACGUACCCCACAUGUCCCCGAGCCCCGGCUCCACGUACAUGGCGAGCUGUCCCGUGCCGCCUAACGGGGAAUACGGACCGGACAGCAGCAGCAGCCCCGUACCGUCCUCUCCAGCCAUGGCCAGCGCGCUGGACGGCCACUCCCCGUACGCCAGUACAUCCGCACACUGGGCGUCCUCCGGCGGGUCCCCAUACAUCAAGCAGCAGCCUCUAGCCUCCAGCAGCCCCGCAUCCUCCGGUUUACACUCCGGCAUGUCGCCUUACUCCCUGGAGCAGAGUUAUCUUCACCAGAACGGCAGGGACAGCCACUCCACCGACAUAUCAGUGGGGAUUCCGCGUUAUCAGAGCCACUCCUCGGUGUGCGACAGGAAAGAUUUUGUGUUGAACUUUAACGGCAUCUCCUCCUUCCACCCCUCGGCUGGCGGAUCCUACUAUCACCAUCACCACCAUCACCAUCCCCAGAGCGUGUGUCAGGACAUCAAACCCUGCGUGAUGUGAGCUCUGAUCUCACUGUGGACUUCAAACUCGACGACGGCCACAGUGAGACUGCAGGUCCGUCACAUCACAUCAGAACAAAG